AUGAGGACUCACGAACUGCCAGGCUUGAGAGCAUUGCUCAGCUAUGUUUUGCUAGUUUCAGGUUUUCUCCUCUAUGGCCAAGCUACGUUCUACCGAGAUCCAGGCAGCCUCUUCUUCGACGAAUCUCGAGCCUUCGAAAGACAAUAUAGUUCUUACAGAGAACGUGAAGUCAGGGACUAUAUCAACGAUCUGGAUUCCACCAUCUCUACCAAGUCUCUUCGAGCAGGGUUGAAUCCAAGUGUCUGCGCAAGCUUCUUGUCUGUGAAAAGGAAUGGUGAACAACCCCUUCCGCUGGCUGUUGCGAGCGGCAUACAGGGAUUAUCUUCCUGCGAAAGAAAAGACUUAUAUUUCAACGUACUCCUAGCUCAUUCAAACACGAGCACACACCCUUCCUCUCGAAUACCUUGGCUAUCUGACAUUGUCGACAACAUCCAUGGGUAUGAUGUCCCGCUUGAACAGAGUAUUGAGCUCGAAAGACUUGAAGAGCAGAAGGACUUUUCCACGAAGGCGGUUUAUGACUACAUAUAUGCAAUGGAGAAGUGCUACGACACGAAUGCUUCAUGGAUUGUUAUCUUUGAAGAUGAUAUUAUCCUUGCCGAUGGCUGGUUUGUGCAGACCUUGCAGGCUGUUACAGAUAUUCAACAUCACAUUGCUUCCUCAAACAGUGAUUGGUUAUUUUUAAGGCUUUUCAACCAGGAACGCUCUAUUGGAUGGGCUUCUUCAAUUCCAGGAGAGAAUCAUGAGGCGUUGAUCUCGUUGCUGGUCGCUGUCCCGUUAUUGUCUGCUCUACUUUUUGUACGCAGCAGGUAUCUACAAUUUCGACGACAACUUGACAACGCAACUUUAGCGAUUAUUUGCUUCCUGGCCAUCCCGACAUUCGUCGUACUCUUCUUCCAAGCUGGCAAGGCUUCAAUGCUCCCUCCUUUACCUGGCGUGCACAAAGAGCCUUUUGGCUGCUGCUCGCAAGCACUAGUCUUCCCCAGAGAUCAAUUCCCUCGGGUUCGUGAUUACUUCUCGCGUAAACACCGAGGUCAGAUAGACCUGAUGCUAGAUGAGCUUGCCGUCAGAGAUUCACUCGAUCGCUAUGCUUUGUAUCCAGUUCAAGUGCAGCAUAUUGGUCAAAACUCGGUUCGUGGUACGGAAGCACGUGAAGCUCAGGCAAUAUGGAGUAUGGCUUUUGAGCAGCAGUCUCCGCAAGUGUUGAGCUCAGCGCACAAAAAGAUGAGAAUUGCGCUUUAUGGCGACAAAUGCUAUACUAACUAG
Exophiala bonariae is the source of this 1263-nucleotide messenger RNA. RefSeq lists its product as uncharacterized. Bases 1 to 1263 code for a protein of 420 amino acids. The transcript is spliced from 3 exons. The record is from RefSeq and is a predicted model, not a curated record. Gene Ontology annotation, biological process: GPI anchor biosynthetic process. Gene Ontology annotation, cellular component: Golgi membrane. NCBI's taxonomy places the organism in Eukaryota, Fungi, Ascomycota, Eurotiomycetes, Chaetothyriales, Herpotrichiellaceae. Gene Ontology annotation, molecular function: glycosyltransferase activity.